UGACUCGUGUGGUAGGGGGUAGACCGUCAGCGGAGUGAGGGGAGAAAUAAUUAAUGUGCGACCGUACCUCUCCCCUCGCGGUACAGGACACCCCUCUCCCCCUUCCACAGUCUUGUACCGCUACGCUUAGCUGCCAUUGUGCCGAGACGCCACUUCCGAAGCAUCAAAUUCAAUUCUUCGAUUUUGUAUCACCACUUCCUUGCGAAAAAUUUGUGAAAGAAAGAAAGCAAAAAGCACGCGACAUAUAGUGCUGCCGGCAGCUUUGCAAAGCGCGCCAAUAUCUUCCUCGUGUACCAUCUCGAAGAAAAUAUAUUCUUCCUUGAACAUCUUUGAAUUCCACGGAGGUUAGGUUAGGACAUUGCUUCCGUGGAUAUCGGCCGAUCGCUUUGCAAGCGAACACGAUCUUUUAUCGCGCGUUUUAGUCCGCGAGUUGAUCGCGUUACCGGUGGUGCUACUGUGUUGUGAUUGCGUCUUUCGCAAGUUGAGACGAUUGCUGCUCGAAAUAAAGAGGGAAGAUGUUUCGGUGCAUAUGAACGAAAUGUUCGAACGGAAAUUUUGAAUUGCUGUAUUUGAAAGAAUGGAAGCCAUGGAUUUGGACGGGGAUGCGGUAGUGGAUUUGAGUGUUAGCAGCAGUAGCAGGAGAAAUUCUCCCUCGAUCACUGUUAAUUCUGCAGAUGUAGGAGUUCCAUUAGAUUUAGGUAUUCAUUUCUCUUCGAAUCCUAAUGUGGACAACAAUAUGCCAGAAGCACGAAACAUUCAAAAUGCAGCAAGAGGCAUUUUAGCUCCUAAAUCUGGAGAUGAUAGAAAAACACGUCGCAAUCUUAGACCUAGAAUUGAAAUAAGUUAUGCAGAAACUCCAGAUGAACGUAGAAUAAAUGGUUAUGUUAAUGGAAAUGCAGAUAGUGAUGAAGGUGAUAUGCCUCCUUUGCCUCCAAUAAAAGAAUUAUCAUCAGAUGAGUUAGCUGAACGAGAGAGGACACUUAGAAAAUUAAGGGAGGAACUUAGAUCUGAGGAAAUGAAAUUGGUAUUAUUGAAAAAAUUAAGACAAUCUCAACAAUUAAAAGAAAAUAUUGCUGCUGUACCCAAAGUACCCAGUAAAUUACCACCACCAGUUACAGUACAACCAACUCCUCAUAGUCAUAGAACAGGUAAAGCACCACCACCAUUGCUUAGAGGACAACCUGCACCAAGCAGGAGCAGUAGUUUACAUGCACCACCACCUGGAAUGUUACUACCACCCACAGUUGGUAGAAGUUCUACUUCUAGUACCGGAAUGCCACCUAAUAUGGUCAUACCACAACCACCUCAUCCUAGGGGCAGGCCUCCUAGUGCAACAUCAAAUGUAUCAAAUUAUCAUGCACCUGCAGAUCGAACUGAAAGAUCCACAAAAGAUCCAACACCUACACCAGCACAUCAAGUAAGUAAGCUGCUUGUUGGAUCUCAAGAAAAUAAAACCACCGCAUCCUUAAGCACACCUGUGAUUUCAGAACAGGAAAGACCGAGGGAUGAUAAUCAAACACCUGCACAACGUCAAGCAGCUGCUAAAUUGGCUUUAAGAAAACAACUUGAAAAGACUUUGUUACAAAUACCACCUCCAAAACCUCCACCACCGGAGAUGCACUUUGUGCCAAAUCCGUCUAAUACGGAAUUUAUAUAUUUGGUGGGUUUGGAACAUGUAGUUGAUUUCAUCACUAAAGAACCUGCUAUUCCACCACCUCCAGAACCUUUCGAAUGUACUCAAUGUAAAACGGAUUUCACACCCGUAUGGAAAUGGGAAAAGCCUAUAACUGGUGGCAAGAAAGAAGGUCCACGAGUGCAGCAUGCAACUUUUCAAAGACCACCAGCAGGUCGCGAUCCUAGAGUUAUAUGUGAACAUUGUGUAACGACUAAUGUUAAAAAAGCUCUCAAAGCAGAGCAUACUAAUCGAUUAAAGACAGCAUUUGUAAAAGCAUUGCAACAAGAACAAGAAAUAGAACAAAGGUUGGCACAAGCAGCAUGCCCAAGUCCGGAUCCACCAGCUCCUAAACCAGUUCCUAAAGCAGCUACUCCUACAAGAAGAGUAGCAACGCCACCAGCCCCCCCACCUCAAGUUCCACCAGCACCAACGCUAGCACCAACUCCACCAGCACCUAAGCUACAAGAACAUCCCUUGGUUAAAUUAGCAGAAAGUGGAAAAUUCAGUCCACACCAUGCUGCUGCAGCUGCUUUGCAACAACAGUUGCUUAGGGAACUGGCAAAAAAUCCUGUACCAGGUCUGCCACCUCAUCAACCUCUUCCUGCUCAUAUGAUGCCACCAUUUACCUCGAUAUUAUAUCCUUAUCAAUUAGCAAUGGCGCAAGCUGGUGGAAAAGGUCUCGCAGAAUUGCAACGACAAGCAGCAGAUUUGCAACGUCAAUAUCUGCUUGAUAUGAUUCCAUCACAAGCAUCUCAAGCACAGGGUAAUCAGGCUCCACCUCGAGCCCAUCCACACAAUUGGAAAACGUAACCGAACGCAUUUAAACAUCGACCAUUAAACGCAAAUAAAUGAAACUGUAGAGCUGUGUUAAGAAUAUUGAGAAACAAAGAUACUCAUAUUCUUUUUCCACAAUAUCGUACUAAAUGGAAAUCUUCAAUGGAAUGUUGCAUCUUUGUGACAUUUCUAGGAUAAUAUACUAAUCGAUGCAUGAUUGGCAUCUGUAUUUACAAAGUGAGCUCAAACUUGGAAGAAUAGACAAGAUAUUUCCUGUAUUAUGUGAAAAUGGGAUAUUUUAACCAUCAUUUUGUGAAUAUGCAUUGAUGUGUGAGUGUGACUUUUGAUUGUUACCUGAAAGGUUUGAUGAUUUACUUUUUACAAGACGUUUUAUCGUCUUGAAGAACUUUAACUUUCGGUUAUAUAAUAUACGAAUAAUUAUCUUAGUGGUUUCAAAAAGAGAAAAUGAAAAACUGUUCAUAAUUUAAGCUUAGCAAACAAUUUUCAAAUUGAUUUCUUUAAGAGCAAUAUCUGCUUUUUUCACAUUAUCUUAUGUUGAAAUUAAUAAUAUUGCAAGCGAAUAAUAGGUGAAUGUCAAUCAACUAAUUGGAUUAAGUGCAUAAUAACUCGGACGCACAUAAAUGAAUAUAAUUGCUUCAAUUAUUACAUUAUAUAUAUUAUAUCUACAGAACCAAGUGGACAUUUAUAAGGCACUAAGUAAUAAGUGUUACGUGAUUAUAAAAAAAUUGGUUGAUUUACAAUAGUAAUAAGUGGAGAGAGAAAGAAUGCGAAAAAAAGAGAAUGUGAGAGAGAAAGUAAACACUAUGUGACGUAAAACAACAAAGUUGAAAAAAUGGGAUCUUCUUAGGCCCUUGAUAUAUUACAGUUAUCGAUCUUUGUCGCUAGUUUGAAUAAUUUUUGUAAUCAUCGGCGGUACCUGUACUCUAUGUAUAUCUCUUUAUUUUCUUCAAACAAUGAAAUAUUUUUAAGGCGGUUAUAAUAAUUGAAAAAGAGAAAGAGUAAGAACAAGAAAGUUGUAGACUCAAUAAGAAAAAAAAGGGAAAAAAUGAUCUUUAUAUGAAAAUGUGUGUCGCUGAUAUAGUCAGCAAGAUAUGAAUGUGAGUGUGAGAGUAACGAUUCUUUUUCUUUUUUUUUUUUUUUUGUCAUUGCAAGAGAACAAAGAAUAAGUAUUCAGUAUGUUUUUAAAAUAAUGACAUAAAUAUCAUUCGCGCAUAAUUUGUAAAAAUUUUGUGAUAAGAUUUUCUUGUUGAAGAAUAUGUUUAAAAAAAAAUGAAACAAAAAACGAAACAGAAUAUAUUAUAUAUAUAUAUAUAUAUAUAAUGUAUAUAUAUAUAUAUAUAUAUAUAUAUAUAUAUUAUAUAUAUAUAUAUUAUAUAUAUAAAACAAAAAUGAAAGAUAAAAAGAAAAUCUGUCGAUCAUCAAAGAUGUAAGUUACUUAUGAUUGCGCGACUGAUUUAAUGUGUCACAUCGAUGUAAAAGUAUUUAAUGAAUUUAACACAAAUCGUAUUUACCCAAAGUUUUUCUCAAAGGAUAAAACAAAGACGAAAUGGCAGAACGCCGAGUUUUUAUGAAAUCCUUUCUUCUGAAAAAAAAACAAAAUGAAAAAAAAACUUAUCUACACUUUACAAAAAAAAAAAAGAAAAAAAAAGAAAAAAAAGAAAGAAAGAAAGAGUGAAAACAAAAUCUCUCCGACACACAUCCCAAGCAAUACUUAUUACCACUCCUACUCUAAAUAAUCUGAUUUUUCAUUGAUUACUGGCUAACCAACCGAUCUUGGUCACAAUUUCCGAAUCACUAAAUAUAUAGUUAACUGUAGUCUUGAUAUUUCUCGGUAUAUACAAGUUAAUAAACUAAAAAUAGCAUAAUCAAUCUCUCUUUGUACUUCGUGAUAGAUUUUGAACUCAUACUUGAUAUACAUGUACACCGUAAUAAGUCGAUCGCAUAAUAGAUCAAGAUCUGUGUUUUAUGUAAAGGAAUCGAAGUAAUAUCAUCGUUGUCAAUUGUCAUUUUGCCAGGACGCUACCGCUAUUAUUCUUCUGAUCGUAAAAAAAAAAACAAAAAAAGAAAAAAAAAGAAAAAAAAGAAAGAAAAGGUAAAAAUGAAAGAAGCGGAUUUAUUCAUAUUUUAUCGUCAUUAUCAUAUCGUGAAGCGAGAGAGUGCAUGGUCAUUUAACGCACAAUAAUUAUACAUGAUAAAUAUAUCUUAAUUUAAUAUUAUUAAUCAAUUAUCAUAUAUGCAUAUACUCAACUUUUUAAUUUCAGGAAUUUCAUUUUUUAAGAAAUUCCAGAAAAAAGAUAAAAAAAAUACAUUUAAUAUUUAAUUGGAAUCGUAUUAGACUUAAAACAUUUUGGGUUAAGUUAUUUAAUUUUAAUAAUCAAAGGAUAAAACAAAGACAAAUUCUAAAUUAUUCAUAUUAAAAAAUUUUAAUUUUGCAUAUUAAUGAUAAUUAUUCUGAUAAACAUAAUAAUUAUCUCGCAAAACAAAAAAUCUAAAUUAAAAAUUAAUAAUACAGUAAAAUUAAAUAACCGAACUCAAAUCCAAUAAAAAUUAUUGCAAUCAUUUAUAUCUUAAUUAUAUAUUAUAUAUAUACUAUAUUACAUAUAUAUAUAUAUAUAUAUAUAAUAUGUAAUAUGUUAUGAUUAUAUAUAUAUUGAGGAUCAAUUAUUUCUAUAUUAUUAUAUUAUAUAUGUAUUAAGCAUUUGCGUUUUUUCACCAGCCUCCCUUGCUUCGCGAUCAAUUACUAUAUUAAUUAAGAAUAAAACAAACGAAAGAAAAGUGAAGAUGCGCGCGCAGCAUCAUCACUCUUAUGACUGCCGAAAUCGUGCAAGGUGUUUAAUGUUUAUUGACGAUUCGUCGAAACGUAGAUAAUUUGAUUACGUUCCUCUAAAUACGAAUUCAAAUACGAAUGCAAGAAUGGGAAAAAGUUUUAAAAAAAAAGUCACAUUACAUUGUUUUUUCACAGCAAUGCGAAACGAAAAUUCGAAAAAGAAAAAAAGAGUAACUACGUUUCUUCCUAUCUUCUUUUCUAGUCUUGUCUUUCACCUCUGUGUGGUGCUGAUUUAAGAACUGAGAGCAUUCUCAAGUGCAAAACUAUAAUUUUAUAUACUAAACACGAGAGAAAAACGAGAAAGAAAUAGAAACAAAAAUUUUUUUUUGCUACAAAAAGAAUAUUAAAAUGAAAGAAAGGAAAAAUACUUAUGCUAGAAGUUUCACGUAUGGCGGUAGUGUGAAACAAAUGGAACAAGAAACAGCAAAGAAAAUGAAACGAAUCGAAAAUUCGAUUUAAUAUAUAUAGGUAAAGCAAUAUAGAACUUCGAAUUUCGCGGAAUAGCAUUCUAUAUAAGAUAUUUGGAGAAAAAAUAAAUAAAAUGUUGUGUAAAGAAACGAGGUCCGAUAUUUCGUGGGGAUGCAGUAAACGAUUUAAAAAAAUUGCGAAAAUGAAAAGAAAAAAAUGUAUAAAAUAAUUCUUUAAACGUGAAAAUUUUACGUCCAAAAACGAAAAAGAAGAAAUGAAAUCAAAUUCGUAUUAUUCUGUAUUAUUUAAGUCUGGCUACCUGAUCAAAGUCUCUGCCCCCACAAUUUAUAGGAUUUAGUAGUUUUAAAAAAGUACGGAUUACUAAAUACUCUGAAGACUACACAAAUAAAGCUUAUCAAUGAUUGUAUUUUGAGUGAUGAUUUAUUAUUUGUACUCUCGAAUUGUCAGCUUUUAAUGUUAUAUGUAAAAACAAAAAAAAAAAAGAAAUGAAUGAAAAAAUAUCCGUCGAAGAGAAAAAUUUUCUCGAAGCAGCGUUGUAUUACUUUUCGUACGUUUCGAUUGGCAAGGUAUUUUGUAAAUGUGCGACUUGUCAAACCGUCUGUUACUUUUUGUCUAUCGCUUGGACAGUAACUGCAUAACUCAAAUGUUCUCAAUAAUCGUUAAGAUACAAAAAGCGGCGGAUUAAUGGCCUGCGAUCGUUUAGUCUUUAGAAGGUACAUUAACUUUUUACUAUGUUUGUACAUUGACCUAUGAACGCUCAAGAAUUUCGUCAUUAUAAAUUCUAAUACUUCUUUUGUUCUUAUUCUUUUCUUUUUUAUUGAUUUUUUUUUCUGUACAUAGUAAAAACGUUAUCUUAUUGUCUAAUCUGUUAUUACGGACAUAUCGAAUAUGUCUUCCCUUCUGUUGCUUCUCUAUCGAUGAAUUCAUCGUUGUUUCCUCUUCCUCUUCGAUAUUUCGCGAAAGAAAAAAAAAAGGAAUACACGAGUUUUACAUGAGUUCAGGUACGAUUUAUCACGGCAUCUCACGUUUCGCGUUACCCUAUCUGGUGCGUAAUGUAACGUAGCACAAAAAAAAAUUGAAACGGGGACCAGUUUAACGGGUCGAAAGAUAAGCGCUAUAUUUAGAAACUCGGCGUAAAACUUUCAACUUAUGCAAGAUACGAUUGUCGAUUAACUUAACCUACGCGAAUUUCAUUCGUGUUAUCAUUUUGUACGGAUUUAAUUUAUAGUUAUGUAAAAAUAUUAUAAAAUUUGGUCAUGGUUACAGUUGUUAACCGUGUUUUUAAAAUGUAUCUUCAUUUUGUUGAAAUUCUUUCUCUUAUUUCAAAAUCAAUGUUUAGAAACUGUUAUAACCUAUUAGUCCUAUUUUCUUAUAUUUCAUUCGAUUAUUUGUCCUUGUGAUGAAAAUUAAUCGUAUCGUAAAGAACAGAUGUUAAUUUUGUUUUUUCAAUUCGACAAGACAUUUUUUAAAGUGUUUUGAGCAAAACGGGUAUAGUGUUGGAUGGUCGCAGGUACGACAUGCCGCUGCAAGAUGCGAACAACAUCGCAAGCUUUCACGACAACAGGAUGCCCAUAACUCAGGACCAGCUGCAGCACAAUUGUAGCAAUAACAAUCACCUGGAAAAAGACAAGAAGAAAUAUUGAUAAUCAAAAAUGAAAUUCGCAAACCAUUUAUUUUUAAUCAAUAUUCUAUUCGAUUCAAUUAUACAAAACAACAAUGAAUCAUUGUAAAAAUUGAAAAAAAUGUAAAAAAUUAUAUGAAUCAGUAACAAUGUUAACAAAUUGAUACUUUUUUCAGGUUUUAGUUCUAUUUCUUUAAAUUUUUGUUUUAAAUGAAAAACUUGCAUUUAAAUAAUUUGAUAGAAUUUAAUUCUACAUCUUUGAUCCUGAUUUUUUAAUUUAUUAUUAUAUUAUUAUAUUAUUAAUUUAUUAAAAGUCUCUUACUUUUAUAUUUAUAAUAUUAGAUACAUAAUAUUUUAAAAGAUAUUUUAAAAAAAAUGUCUUUCAAUAAUAAUUGAUUAAUUUUAUUACUAUUUUAUUUUAAAUUAUAAAUAUAAAUAUAUUUUUAGAAGU
Apis cerana (Asiatic honeybee) is the source of this 7798-nucleotide messenger RNA. RefSeq names its product transcriptional repressor p66-beta simjang (gene simj). Gene Ontology annotation, cellular component: NuRD complex. The record is from RefSeq and is a predicted model, not a curated record. Gene Ontology annotation, biological process: negative regulation of transcription by RNA polymerase II. NCBI's taxonomy places the organism in Eukaryota, Metazoa, Arthropoda, Insecta, Hymenoptera, Apidae.